AUGGCUGAUAACAUCUGGGCUGUGCCGCUGGCGCUGUCGAAUUUCAAUAUCGUGGUUGCUGUUUUGGGGGGGUUUAUAUCGCUGUUUGGGCUGGUGUCGUAUCUCUUGAAAGAGAAUUACUAUCUAUCUGAAGCUCUCAUAUCUCUUUUAAUUGGGGUUGCCCUCGGCCCUCAUGGCGCCAACUUCAUCCGCCCAGAUGCCUAUGCUGGAUGCAGCACGUCUGCCAUCAGCGAAGCCGACUGUAUUGACCAACGGCUGGGAAACAUUACGCUCAAUUUCUCCAGGCUCGUCCUUGGCGUCCAGCUGGUCAUUGCUGGCGUUCAACUGCCUAGCAAAUACCUCUGGAGAGAGCGCAAGUCUCUCAUGUUGCUGCUCGGCCCUGCCAUGACAUUAAUGUGGCUUACAACGAGCUUUCUGGUCUGGGCCCUUGCCGGGAUGCCAAACUUCUUGCAUGCCCUGGCCGUGGGUGCUUGCGUCACGCCCACGGAUCCUGUGUUGUCUGCUGUUAUUGUCAAGGGAAAGUUUGCUGAUAACAACAUCCCCAAGGAACUGCAGAACCUCAUCGUUGCCGAAUCUGGCGCGAAUGACGGGUUGGGCUACCCUUUCCUAUUCUUUGCCUUGUAUUUGAUCAAGUAUGUUGGUUCUGGUGCUACUUCUGGCGGAGCUGGGAAUGCCAUGGGGCUCUGGUUCGCUUAUACUUGGGCUUAUACCAUCAUCCUGAGUGUCAUCUACGGCGCUGUUGUGGGAUUGGUAGCAAAGGAGCUGCUCCGUUGGGCCGUGAAGCGCAACUAUGUCGAUCGAGAAAGUUUCUUGGUCUCUGCCGUAUCUUUGGCAUUGUUCGUUCUCGGUACGUGCGGGCUAAUUGGCACAGACGACGUUCUCGCCUGCUUCAUUGCCGGAAAUGCAUUUACUUGGGAUGAUUGGUUCCGUCUCGAAACGCUGGAUGACUCGCUGCAGCCUACGGUAGACAUGCUCCUCAACGUUUCCAUCUUUCUGUGGUACGGGGCCUACUUGCCGUGGACUGAGUUCCGCUACAACUCCCUGAUCCCUAUAUACAAGCUCGUGCCGCUUGGCAUCCUGGUGAUGCUCGUGAGGCGGCUGCCCUGGAUCUAUGGGCUGCAUAAAUGGAUCCACCAAAUCACAGAGAGGCACCAGGCUCUCUUUGUGGGAUUCUUUGGCCCCAUUGGCGUGUCGGCGGUGUUUUAUCUCUUCAUUACUUUGGAAUUUAUUGAAAAGUACUUGAGCGAUGAAGAGGGGAAUCCGAGAAGCGAUGUCAAGGAUUUGGGCGAAAUGGUCAGGAUUGUGGUUUGGUUCCUCACUGUUUGCAGUGUAGUCGUCCAUGGGCUGAGCAUCCCCCUUGGUAAAAUAGGGUACCUCAUGCCUCGGACAAUCUCUCGAGUCUUGAGCGAAACCGUCAGCCACAGUGGCGACAACUCGCGCAUAAGCUCACGCAUAGGGUCACGCAUAUCUUCCGUAUCCAAGUGGCUAUCUAGUAAAAGGGGGGACGCCGAAGCCACAAUCGAUGCUCCCGAUGGAGGACAUCCCCUGACUACCACAACUGUUUCUGGCCCGUCCAAGCCUCACCCUAUGCUUCAUCCCGUACCUUCGAGGCCCGGUGCCAUUGAAGAAGAUGCUCUUUCGCACGAUGAGGAUUCAAUGCCGGCUCGCAGACGCGAGAUUCGGUUUUAUGACGAGCCGGAAGUUGGACCGGCUGAGUGGGCGGUUUCGCAGUCUGAAGCUCCACUGCGUAACGCGUCGCCACCUGGGCAUGGUCUUGCUGAGGCUGAGUCUGCGAAGAUUCGGCCGCUGGGAGAUGUUACAUCAAAGUCAGGAACUCAUUCGCACUCGGAUUAA
Trichoderma gamsii is the source of this 1854-nucleotide messenger RNA. RefSeq lists its product as hypothetical. The record is from RefSeq and is a predicted model, not a curated record. Gene Ontology annotation, molecular function: sodium:proton antiporter activity. The coding region runs from base 1 to 1854 and encodes 617 amino acids. Gene Ontology annotation, biological process: regulation of membrane potential; proton export across plasma membrane; sodium ion export across plasma membrane. Gene Ontology annotation, cellular component: plasma membrane. NCBI's taxonomy places the organism in Eukaryota, Fungi, Ascomycota, Sordariomycetes, Hypocreales, Hypocreaceae. The transcript has 3 exons.